CAGACAGACAAGGGAGACAGGAGACAUCUGCAUUCCGCGCAGCAUCUGGAGCUCUCAUCUCGCGUGCAGCGUCCGUGGAGAGCCGAGCGAUGCCCCGGGGCCACCGUUCAGCUCGCUCAGCGGAGGAGCGGCACCGGUCACCGACCCCGGACGGCGCGGCGACUCGGUCCGUCCCGUCAGCCGGCAGCGGGACGCGCCGCCGCGCCGGGCAGUCGGCAUCGGUUCGCGGUGCGCGCUGAAAUGCUGUGCGGUCCGGUCACCUUUCGUGCAGUCUCUCCAGUGCCAGCAAAGAGUGGUCAAAUUCGAGCCCAGUGAGAACGAGUGUCGGUGAUAUUCGUGCGUAUUUACUAUAGAUCGCUAUUGCGAGCGUAGCGGUGAAGACGGCGGCCUCCAGUCGUGUCCGAAUCGUCUCCGUGAAUAAGCGUAUCCGACUAUCUGCUGGCGACUGAAAUGUACGCAAGGUGAUCUGGAUCGCUGAGACGCCUCGGAUGAGCAGCUGAGGACGCCCACCAGGCCGUGCCCUCCGUCCCGGCCCGUGCUCGGCCUCUCGUCUCCCGGUCGGCCGCGAUGUCCCAGUGGUCGGGCCCGGCCGGCGCGGCGUCCUGCUGGCCGGCCCAGUCGGCGCGGCGGCCGCUGCGCUCGCUACUGGCCGUCGGUCUGCUGGUGCUGCUGCUGGCCGCAGGCGUGGUGCUGGUGCUACUGGUGCUGCCCGGCGCCGACGACUCGCCGCUGCCCCUCUCCUGUGAGCGGCACGAUGCCCGCAUGGAGGUACUGCCGCUGCCUGCGGAGCCCGCCGGCGACGAGGCCCUGGUGCAGGAGCUGUUCACCUACCUAGCGCAGCCCUCGCCGUCCGCAUGCCAGAGGGACCUGGCCAUCGGAGCUCACGUGAUCCGCGCGCCGAGCGGCCGGAACGCCAUGCUGUGGGGCGGCCGGCACCUCUGUUUCGACCCCGAGUUCUCUCUGGUCGACGACCGGUGUCUGGUGUACGCCGUCCGGCCGCCCGAGGACGCCUCGUUCGACGUCGCCGCCGACGCGUACGGCUGCGAGACGCACUCGUUCGGGCCCGAGUCGGCGCCGGCCGCCGAGCCGCUGCUGGGCCGCCAGGUGGGGGUGCGCCACCACCGGGAGGAGGGCGCCGCCGGCCGGCUCGACGACUGGGUGCGCCGGCUCGGCCACCGGCGCCGGCCCAUCAGCUACCUGUCGCUCACACUGGACGCCGACGGGUUCUCCCGGUUCCUGGAGGAGCCGCCGCGGGCGCUGGCCGACAGCGUGCGUCAGCUGGGCGUCCGGCUGGACGUGCGGCCGGUGACCCGGGCCGGCGCCGGUGCCAGCGGGCACGACCUGGACGCCCUGAGGCGGCUGUACAGAGGUCUGCUCCGGCUGCAGCAGCUCGGCUUUUACCCGUUCGCGUACGACUUUCUGGAUGGACUGGAGAUGGGUGAGCUGCGGAUCUCCGGCCUGGACGCGCCCGUGCAGCGGGUUCUAGAGGUCUCGUGGGUGAGAACCGCCUGCCUGUGAGCGAACAGUCAGUGGUGCGAACAUUACCAGCCGAACUGUGAACCGAACUGUGAGCCGUUGUACAAAUACCCAGCAAAUAAUACACGAGUCGCGUUUUA
Amphibalanus amphitrite is the source of this 1616-nucleotide messenger RNA. RefSeq lists its product as uncharacterized. NCBI's taxonomy places the organism in Eukaryota, Metazoa, Arthropoda, Thecostraca, Balanomorpha, Balanidae. The transcript has 3 exons. The record is from RefSeq and is a predicted model, not a curated record. The coding region runs from base 568 to 1518 and encodes 316 amino acids.